Messenger RNA from Haliaeetus leucocephalus (bald eagle), 2139 nucleotides. It is a transcript of the gene C1R, whose product is annotated as complement component 1, r subcomponent. Gene Ontology annotation, biological process: zymogen activation; complement activation. The record is from RefSeq and is a predicted model, not a curated record. The transcript has 11 exons. NCBI's taxonomy places the organism in Eukaryota, Metazoa, Chordata, Aves, Accipitriformes, Accipitridae. Gene Ontology annotation, molecular function: calcium ion binding; serine-type endopeptidase activity. The coding region runs from base 1 to 2139 and encodes 712 amino acids. Gene Ontology annotation, cellular component: blood microparticle; extracellular region.
AUGGACCCGCACGUUCCUUUUCUCCCGUGGGCCUUCCUCUUUUUUGGAGUGAUCAGUUCCAGUCCUGUCCCAAGAAAGCUUUUUGGGGAGAUCAGAUCCCCCGGUUACCCCAAGCCGUAUCCCAACAAUAUCGUCAGCACCUGGGAUAUCCACGUCCCAGAAGGCUAUGUGGUGAAACUGACCUUCAAAUAUUUUGACCUGGAGCCAUCAGAGUCCUGCUUCUAUGACUAUGUUAAGAUCAAAGCGGACAAGAAGAACUUGGGCCGAUACUGUGGCCAGCUUGGGUCAACCACAGGCAAUCACCCAGGAACAAAGGAGUUUGUGUCUAAGGGGAACAGGAUGCACCUGGAGUUUCACUCCGAUUUCUCCAAUGAAGACAAUGGCACAGUGAUUCCCUACAGGGGCUUCCUGGCCUAUUACCGAGCUGUGGAUCUUGACGAAUGUGACCCUAACAAUGCUGCUGAGAAAGAUGAAAGGCCUCAGUGCCAGCACUUCUGCCACAACUAUGUGGGUGGCUACUUCUGUUCUUGCCGGACUGGCUACCAGCUUCAGAGUGACCACCACUCCUGCAAAGUGGAGUGCAGCAGUGAGUUGUUCACAGAGGCAUCUGGGUAUGUGAGCAGCCCUGAGUACCCGCAGCCUUAUCCUGAAGACCUCCGGUGUAACUACAGCAUCCGUUUGCAAAAGGGCCUGUCUGUCAUCCUCAAGUUCUUGGAACCCUUUGAGAUUGAAGAACACCAGCAAGUCCACUGUCCUUAUGACCAGCUCAAGAUCCAAGCACCAGGGAGAGAGAUUGGUGAAUUCUGUGGCAAGAAGUCACCUGGCAGCAUUGAAACCAACAGCAAUGAAGUGGACAUACUCUUCCUCACUGACGAGUCAGGGUACAGCCGUGGCUGGAAGAUCCACUACACCUCAGAGAAAAUACGGUGCCCACAGCCUGUCCCACAGGAUCAGUUUACCAUCAUCAGAGACCUGCAGCCUGUGUAUCAGUUUCAGGACUAUUUCAUUGUCAGCUGCAAGACUGGGUAUAACUUGGUAAAGGACAACAAAAAGCUGCUGUCCUUCACGGCUGUCUGCCAGGCUGAUGGGACAUGGCAUCAAUCCAUGCCACGCUGUGAAAUUGUGAACUGUGGCAACCCUGCAGACCUGACCAAUGGGGCAUUCAGCUAUGUUAACAAACCCGCAAACAACAACUACCAGUCAGUGAUCACAUACCGAUGCAAUGAGCCAUAUUAUCACAUUGUCACCGGAACAGGCGGUGACACAUUCACCUGCUCUCCUGAGGGAACCUGGGUGGGUCGAGACGGCCAGACGAGGAUUCCUGCCUGCUUGCCAGUGUGUGGGAAGCCGGUCAGACCCAUUACCGAAGUCCAGCGGAUCUUGGGCGGCAGGUCAGCAGGGACAGGCAAUUUCCCUUGGCAGGCUCUGACGGGCAUCCACGGACGAGGGGGUGGUGCGCUCCUGGGCGAUCGCUGGAUCCUGACCGCUGCCCACACCAUCUUCCCCAAAGAGGCAGGAGGGAACAAUGUAAGCCUGGACCAGCUAGCAGAGGAGGCUAACAUUUUCCUUGGCCACACCAAGGUAGAAGAGCUCCGCAAGAUGGGUAACCACCCUAUACGUAGGAUCUUUAUCCAUCCAGAUUACAACCCUAAAGAUGAGCACAACUUCAAUGGGGACAUAGCCCUGCUGGAGCUGAAACAUCCAGUAACCCUGGGCCCUACAGUGCUGCCCAUCUGUCUCCCUGAUACUACCAACACCACGUUCUACAUGGAUGGGCGCAAGGGCUACGUGAGCGGCUUUGGUGUGGAAAAAAACUUUAUUUCAAAUGAGUUGAAGUACGUGAGCCUACCAGUGAUCGCUCAAGAGAGGUGUCAGAGUUGGCUGGACAGUAAGAAGAGAGAUGUACCUAUGGUCUUCACUGAGAACAUGUUCUGUGCUGGCUUCCUCACAAUCAAACAGGAUACCUGCCAGGGAGAUAGUGGGAGUGUCUUCACCGUGUUAGACGCAGAAAGCGGUCGCUGGGUGGCUACCGGUAUUGUUUCUUGGGGUAUUGGCUGUGCCGAAGGUUACGGCUUCUACACCAAGAUCCUCAACUAUGUGGACUGGAUCAAAGGGAUAGUAAGGGAGGAUAGGCUCUAA